AUGUUUGGCGAGAAAGCUGUCGAGUUGAUUCGAGAACUCAAACGGAUGAAUGAGGGACAACUACCAGCCUUUAACGAGGACGGCGUCCGGCAGGUUCUGCAGGAGAUGGAGGCGCUUUACGAACACAACCAGGCUGACGUGAACGACGCUAAAAGCCAGCAGAGAACCGACUUGAUCCCGUCCGUCAGAUUCCGCCACUGCUGCCUGCUGAGGAACCGACGCUGCGUCUGCACCUACCUGUACGACCGUCUUCUUCGGAUCCGAGCGCUGCGCUGGGAAUACGGCAGCGUUCUCCCCGCCAACGUGCGCUUCCACAUGAGCGCCGAGGAGUUGCAGUGGUUCGCACGCUACAAAAAGUCUCUCGCGGGCUAUAUGCGUUCACUGGGCGCGAGCGGCGGACUGGACAUCACCCAGGAGAUGAAACCGCCCAAAAGUCUUUAUGUACAGGUGCGUUGCGUGAAGGACCACGGCGAGCUGGAGAUGGACGACGGAACGUUGGUCCUCCUCAAGAAAAACAGCCAGCACUUCUUGCCGCGCUGGGAAUGCGAGCAGCUGAUCCGACAAGGCGUCCUGGAACACGUCGUCCCCUAA
Messenger RNA from Nerophis lumbriciformis (worm pipefish), 591 nucleotides. Lineage: Eukaryota; Metazoa; Chordata; Actinopteri; Syngnathiformes; Syngnathidae. The record is from RefSeq and is a predicted model, not a curated record.